UGAAAAUUUAGAAAUGGGCUUCACUUCAGUCACUGUGUUCUUGGCAUGGCUUCUUCUUAUAGCAAUAUCAGGGAUAAAUCUAUCCAACUCCACAAAAUUCACCAUCACUAACUACUGCAACGAGACCAUAUGGCCGGCAAUAACCCCAAACAACUUUAGCGGCGGCGGCUUCGCUCUCCGGCCAACUCAAUCCGCCGUCUUCACCCCCCCGCCAGACUGGCACGGCCGGAUAUGGGCCCGUACCGGCUGCGAUUUCGACAAAAAUGGGACCGGCUCGUGCCAGACAGGCGCCUGCGGGACCCACCUCCAGUGCGCUGGAGCCGGGGUUCCGCCCGCCACAGUAGUCGAGUUCUCUCUUGGAGGAGAAAUCGACUACUAUGACGUCAGCCUCGUCGACGGUUUCAAUCUGCCAGUGGUAGUGGAACCUAUCGGCGGGAAGGGCAACUGUAGCUCCGUCGGGUGCGAACGGGAUCUUCUUCCCAACUGCCCGGCGGAGCUGACGUUGAAGUCGCCAACCGAUGGGGUGGUGGCUUGCCGGAGUGCUUGUGAUGUUUACGAGAGCGAUGAGUAUUGUUGUAGAGGUGCGUUUUCGACUCCUGUGACGUGUUUGCCUACGAACUAUUCGAGGAUUUUUAAAGAAGCUUGCCCUAGAGCUUAUAGCUUUGCUUAUGAUGAUCCCACUAGUAUUGUCACUUGCUCCGCCGCAGAUUAUAUGGUCACUUUUUGUUCCUCAAGGAAUCAAACACAAUGUACAUAUCAUGACAAGAAGCUUAUAUGUAAUGAAGGAAGUGGGAUGUUGAAGGAACUCUCUCAAGUGUGGAAGCUUCUAUUGUUGGCUAUUAUCACACCACUUUUUAUGUGAAUCCAUUCUUUGAACUUUCUAGUGCACAUAUAAUUCUUGAUUUUGAUUAAUGUUUUGUAACCCUAGAUGCUUUUUUAUGUGAAGUUUCGGGUUUUCGAGUUCGGUUUCAAUGCCCACAACAUUAUAUUAUAGUUUCGGGUUUU
Molecule: messenger RNA, 1005 nt
Organism: Erythranthe guttata (spotted monkey flower)
Lineage: Eukaryota; Viridiplantae; Streptophyta; Magnoliopsida; Lamiales; Phrymaceae
Product: pathogenesis-related thaumatin-like protein 3.5
Source: RefSeq, a predicted model, not a curated record